AGCACCGCGGAGGAGGAGCAGCCGGGCAGCAGGUCGGAGGAUCCGGGCGGCGCUGGUGGAUGUAGCGCUCCUUCUUUUCCCCCUUUUUUUUUUUUCUUGGUUGUUGUUGUUUUUGUUUUUUCCGUAGAGGAGGGAGGAGGAGGAGGCUGAUCUUUUUUUGUUUUCUCGCGGAAUGUGCGGCUCCUCCUCAGCUGCACCUCCAACUUUGUGAGUCCGAGCUCUGAUGCUGAGCGGCGCCGCAGAGGAUGGGAGUAAGCUGGUCCUCCAGAUGCCUGGCUCUGCUCCUCGCCCUCCACAUAGUCUCUGUGUUGCAGACGGUGCUGGUCAGUGCUGGUCAAUGUGACUCGGUGUUCAAAGGUUUCUCAAACUGUCUGAUUCAGUUGGGGGACGACAUGGCCAACUAUCCCCAGGACCUGGACGACAGGGAGAACCUGCACAAGAUCUGCACCUACUGGGAUAACUUCCACUCCUGUGCCACGACGGCGCUGGCCGACUGCCAGGAGGGAGCGACGGACCUCUGGGACAAACUGAAAAAGGAGUCCCGCAACCUGAAUUUCCGUGGGAGUUUGUUUGAACUGUGCGGCGGCGGCAACGGAGCCCCCAGAUCCGCCGACGCCAGGGGCCUGGUCCUGGUCCUAACCACACUGCCCACCAUACUGACUUGGCUGGCGUUUUAACGGGAACGAGGAAAAACAUAGAAACACGAAGCGACGAGGAGCUAUAAAAAAAUAAAAUAAGAAAAUAAAAAAAGUGGGGGAAAAAAAAAAUCCAAGCGAAAAAAAUAAAAUAGCAAAAGAGUGAUAGCUGCUCUUCGAUACUGAAUUCAUCACGAGAUAAAAAAAAAACAACAACAAAAAAACACCCAAAAUGGAUUUGUACUGCGACAUCACCGGACGGCGGCCCGGUUCGCCUUCCUGGGACUCUGCUGGCCGUCCUCCCGGAGCGCUCAUCCAAUCACCUGCCCCAGAGGUCGAUGACAUGAAAUAUUCAAGACGCCGUCGAGCCGAAAUGAUGACAACGAUGAAAAUUUGAUGGAUUCUUGCCCGCUUACAAUCGUGGAAUUACACAGUAUUAAAGUCAACCAUGAAUUAUUGAUGUUCGUAGGCUAGGCCUGGACAGCACUAUGUGACUGCAGGGUGCUGGCACAGUAUCAGGCUAUAUAUUAGGGUUCCCAUAUAGCCGGAGGUACGUAUUCAUGUGUAACGCCGGGCCGAGCUUCACGCCACAAAAUCAAUAAGACAAGCUGAGGCCUGGAGCCCGUUUCAGACCCGUCGCCUCAUCGCCACCACGGACAGUUUUUCCUUUUUUAUGACGCCAAGUUGACUCGGUUGAGUGCGGUAGACUCGAUGGACUGAAUGCCUGAUUGUGAUGUAAUAUUUGUACUUGUAUUGGCUAUUUAUUGUGCUCAGGCCACGGUCACACCAGCUCCUUCAUCCAUGGAUUGGUCACAACUGGCAGCAAAGCCGGUUUUUGCGAAACGCCCGCCUGCGAAGGUCGGCGUCGAGGAAGCGGUUCUGGCCUUCGACCCGUGCAGCAUGGCUUGCAGUCAGUCGUGAGUCUUAAAUUUCUAGUGUUUUGUUUCUUGAGCUGGCCAGUUUGCUACCACGUUAUGAAAUCAACGCCACGUGACGAAAUCUCGCUGCGUCAGCUUCUGGUGUGACCGUAGCCUUCUUUCCCCACCAAACGUUGAGGUGCAGGGAUGUAGUUGAGUAUCAAGCCUGCUUUUCUAGACUGACGUUAACCUGCAUGAAAUCAGUUCAGAGAGUCUCAAACGUUUCAGGAAAUGGGCACCGACGCCGAUGUGUUGGCGCUGGUCGGAUUCAAGCUCGUUCGAGGCUAGCUAAACAAACUGUGGCUAAUUUUAAUCCCAAAUUUUGUCCGAAAUCGAGCAAAUGAUGCCUAAUUGAGUCACAAAUCUCCUGUCGUACCUAGCUAGCUGGGUCUUAGUUUAUAAUUAGUAUAGCUGUUAAUCUGAUUGACCCUGAUUCGCCUAAAAGUCAUGAUGGCUAAACAUGAACAGUUUAGCAGUGAAAGCAGAUCAGUGACGUCAAAGGCCUAGUUUGGCAAACGAUGAAUGUGUUAACAGUCUAGAGGCUAAACGAGACAAUGCUUACGUUGGCAGCUAAUAACUGCUUGGUUAGCGAUUAAAAACAGGUUACCAUGUUAGCUAACAGUACGGUAAAGCCAGUAAACUGAAACCAGGUUAGCUCAUAGCUAGCUAAUAAUUUGAAAUUGAAUUGAAUUAAACAAGGCUGAAUCAACUCAGCGAACAGUUUAGCUCAGCAACUAAAAAUAGAUGAGGUUUAACCCAAAUGACUGUCUAGCAACAAAGAGGUUAAUGGGUUAGUUAACGGUUUAGAGCCUAACAAAGUUUGUGUUUGUAGCUAAAACACACCGGAGCACAUUAGCUAACUGUUUGGUUGGGCAGUUAAACAGAUUAAUAAGUCACCCGGGCUACUUUUGAACAGCUUAGCAUCUAAAUUUAACAAUUUAACAAGCAGCUAAAGUAGAAUGAGCUUGUAUAGCUAACAAGUUAGCAGUUAACAGUGUAUUUUAAAGUCUAAUUUAGACAGUGUUUGUGUUGGCAGGUAACUGGGAUUGUGUCAGGUUAGCGAGCCAUGCGGUUAGCGGCUAAAACACAUUAGGUCAGGUGAGCAAACACGUAAGGAAGCAACUAAAAUACAGAUACAGCGCAACAGGUAAACUGAGUGUGGCUAGCUCAGUUAAAUUGGGUUGAAUCAAGUUAGCCAGCAGUUCAGUUAAGCAGCUAAGACACUGAUAAGUUGACUAUUGGCUGCAAAGCAUGAGAUAGCUUAGCUUACACUUUUGUUGGGAUUAGAUCAAGGCCGGUUAGUUAACGGUUUGGUUUAGAGGCUAAAACAGAGAAUGUGGUGUUGUGCCAAGUUAGGUAACCAUCUGGUUAGCUGUUUUAAAUGUAUUAGCUCAGGUUGGCCAACAGUUUGGUUAGCAGCUAAAAUGUAUUAGGCUGGGCUAGCUAACUUUUUAGCUAGCAGCUAAAAUGUAUUAAGUCAUGUUAGCUAACUUUUUGGGUAGCAGCUAAAAUGUUUUAAGUCAUGCUAGCCAACAAUUUGGUUAGCAGCUACAACAUAUGGGAAGCAGUUAAAUAAGGUCUGGCUAGCUAACUUUUUAGCUAGCAGCUAAAAUGUAUUAAGUCAUGCUAGCCAACAAUUUGGUUAGCAGCCGAAACUAAUUAAGUCAUGCUAGCCAACAGUUUGGUUAGCAGCUAAAAUAAAUUAAGUCAUGUUAGCUAACUUUUUGGGUAGCAGCUACAACAUAUUGGAAGCAGUUAAAUAAGGUCUGGCUAGCUAACACAUUGGCAGCCAAACCAGAUUUAAACCCUUUUAUUCAUCUCGGACUGUGAUUUGAUCCUAAAAAAUUCUAAUUAAGCAGAACAUUUGUUGAGAUUACAGCCAGAUUUUCAGCUCGGAGUCUUUCAUGAAGUGAACUUUCAGUCUUUUCGUGCUUGAGUCAGCAUUUGUCUUCAGACGUUGUGCCCAUUUCCUGAAACCCCGACGAGAACAAGUUAAAAUUCAGAGUAAAACUGAUGGAAACUCUUUAAGUACCUUUUGGAUGUGAAAGUAGCAGAACAUUAAAAUGACCUUUAGUUGAUGUUGGCGGUGAACUCGCACCGUCCUCCUGUCAUAACCAUGUGUUAGAAUGAGUCUGUGCGCUAAACGGUUACCGAGAGACGCCGACAGCAAUACGAAGAUGUGACUUCAUGGCCAGUGUAGCUAAAGAAAAAAAAAAAACUAAGAAAAGAAAAAAAACCCAACCGUGGCUGAAGAGUGAUAUGACUGUUGCCAUCCAGCACAUCCCCCCUUCUCAUAGCAGUGAGUCAUGCUAGACGAGCUUAGGUGAUAAACUUUAGGUCUGUAUGUUAGAAUAAAAAGCCCAACGAUACAGUAGCAUCAUAAAAACACGGUAAAUAAAUCCAGAGAGGUGGUUUCUUUCUUUGCCGAGGCACCGACCAUGUUUCCACUGCCUUCUGACAAAAAGACGUGUACUUCUGUUUGUUCGUUUGUUGGUUUGUCUCUUUGUUUGUUUAUGGGGAUGUUGCGUAACAACAACAACAAAAAAAAAACAAAAAACAAAAACAUGGACUUAUUCCAGAAAUCAUUUAACAAGAGAAUAUGUAUAUGAAGAGGACUUUGAGAAAAUAAAAAUAAAAAGAGGCUCUAUUAUAGACACAGUUUUAACACCAGAUCGAUUCUACUGAGAUAUAAAACAAUAAAAGAUUGCUAACAUGACAAAGAGUAAUAAAUAAUAAAAAGACUAAUGUUUGAAACGAA
This is a messenger RNA of Stegastes partitus (bicolor damselfish), 4310 nucleotides long. It is a transcript of the gene nrn1a, whose product is annotated as neuritin 1a. NCBI's taxonomy places the organism in Eukaryota, Metazoa, Chordata, Actinopteri, Pomacentridae. The transcript has 4 exons. The record is from RefSeq and is a predicted model, not a curated record. Gene Ontology annotation, biological process: neuron projection extension; nervous system development. Bases 246 to 677 code for a protein of 143 amino acids. Gene Ontology annotation, cellular component: plasma membrane.